AAUCGUCAGUUACCAGGGAAGCAUACCACAGUUGGAGGUGCUAAGAGGUAGCGAGGUUAGAAUACGCAUCUCUUGGGAGCUUCGAGAAUCGUAGGAGUUAUCAGGAGGCCACGUGACGCAAGGAGAGAAGCUGGUAAUUCGAUACAAGUAAAAUAAGUUACUAAAAUACUUUUCGAACGUCGGCCAAUGCGCAUGGGAGAGGUCAAGGUUCGGCCUUUUUCAAUUAAGCGCAAUUACGCUAAUUUCCAGUACGAGAUCAAUUAUGCGUUUCCAUCCGUGAAUUUGUAUGCCUCUACGAUUACGUCAGGUCACAAUUUCAACGCAAAAACGGCCUUCGGCCCAAGCCCACACGAUAAAAUAGGAUAAGCAGACGAGGUGGUCGGCUAACCUAGCGUAUCUUAACCUCAAAGGCUAACUCGAACGCUUCGUGGGCGUCCGUCUGCAUCGGACAAUGAAGCUUUAUUUACGUGUUUUUUAACUUGGUGAUGACGUAAGAGUUCAUCGGGUCGUGCGGGAUGACCCGCACGUAAGCUCAUCGGAAGCGCGUUGCAGCAUGACAGAAUAUCCCGACCUGUCGAAUUCUCGACGCCAGAACUCGACGCCGGGACGCUGUGAGAACACGCGUCGCGUUCGCGUAUAAAUAUACAUAAGAUGUGACCGCGUCGUGCACCGUAACAAUGCGCCUCAAAUUCGUCAGGGCGCUCCUGGUUCUCGCGCUGUUAGGCAACAUCAUCGUCUGGCACAAGAUAUGGCGGCUGUUCGCGGCGCAAAACACCCUGGGCUUGUUGACGCCGAGUGUUGCGACGAACGAGCCCCCACAGAAGUUUCAUCGGCGCCUGGCCCGCCUGGUCACCAUCGUCAUCCGACAGUUCGAGAACUUCGAAAACGAUGUGGCAUCCAUGGUGGAGUCUGUUUUGAAUUCCUUUCCAGGGAUACCCAUCUUGAUAGUCUGCGAUGAAUUGCCGUACCCACCACUGGAGCUGGACUUCGCCAAUGAGAGUUUGAAGAAUGUCAAGCUGAUCAGCCUACGGCCUGAAUUUAAUAAGUCUUUCGAAGAGAGGAAUCCACUCUUCUACAUACGUACCAAGUUUGUCCUGUUCUUACCUGAUGCAACAAGAUUAUCAACUAAGCAGGUUAUACAGGAGACUGUCUCGCAAGUGUCAAAUUUAGGGAUAGUUAUUGUGCCAGUGGGAAAGAUAAUCUUACAUUGUCUUGAAUUAGAUUUAAAAGUGAGAGAAUGGAGUUUGAGGGUAGCACGAGUCACAGGAACGGAAUGUGAUAGCGUAAUGGGCAAACAUGUAACUAUGCUUGAAGCAAAAAUUUUGAGAAAAUUGUCGGAUCCAUUCCUGCUGCCCUUCACAGAUGCGUUGUACAUUCAGACAACAGCUAUUGGAGCAAAGGCACAUAUAUUGAAAAACUAUCAGUUCAACGAGGGAAAACCAUUGUACAGAAACCAACAGGCACAGUCCAAGAUGCAGCAGUUGUAUCGCACACGGGAGCGAUUGAUGUUCGAGAAAUUGGGAAUAAAGAAAGUUACAAGGGCUUCCGGGUCCAUCGAGUGGUAUGGCUGUUCGCGAGAAACCCCGAGAUGUUUUGGCUCGGUGAUAAAUGGCGUGCCGUCGUAUCUCUAUCAGCACCGAUACACGCCGCCUUGUUGUUUGGCUGGACUGAGAAAGGUCGCCUAUCACGUUAUCGACAAGCUGGAGGAGGUCGGUAUACGAUUCUGGUUGGAAGGUCAAUCAUUAUUGGGAGCGAUGAGGAACGGCGAUAUUCUACCGUGGGAUCACGAGAUACAAAUUGGACUAAAUCGAGACGAUUUGACGAGAUCGCCAUGGCUGGUUAGAGCGAGGAGCAAGCCGGUCGUCGACGAUGAUGGCUUCAUUUGGGAGAAGGCGACGGAGGGAGAGUUCUUCAAGGUACAGUAUUCCAGGGUCAACCGUUUGCAUGUGAAUCUGCUACCGUUCUACGCGCGCAAUGGAUCCAUGACGAAGGACGCAUGGUUCUUGAAGAACCGGAAUUUCCCUGAGCACUUUCUUCAUCCGAUGUCGAGCAUCGAAUUCGCCGGUAGACAAGUGCCAUGUCCAAAUAAUAUUAGAGACUUCCUAGAGCUUAAAUACUUCAAGGGUGUGAUAGAGAAUCCAGAGUUACCUGGUAGAUUUGUCUUUGAUUAGUCCAUUUUUUCGAUUCAUUGUAACUUGAGAUUACUCGCGGUAGCAUACGGCGUUAUUGUUGCCUGAUUUUACGCAAAAAUCAGGAGCUUCAAGAGUUAAGCCGUUUAUCGAAUUGAUAAUUGUAUUGAAACAUUACGUAUGUAUCUAACGAUACUAGGAAUUAUCUAUGCAUGAAGACGUUAAUAUCUAAAUAAAAAUUACAAUUUGACAAUGUCUGUCAUUUAAGAAGAAGACUUGUAAACAUUUCUAUUUGCCUUAUUCGGAUCCUACUUUAGUAAGAAAGAAUGACAAAUAAUUGUUAUCAAAUAUUACCUUUAUAUCUUUAAACAACUCAGCUUGUGGAAUAGUAAAAGUCACAAAAUCACUUUCUUCUUGCAUGAAUUGACCUGUUAAUAUAUCGUGCCAAAUAAAUUUAAUAUUUUUAACUAGAUUUGCAGAUAUAGAUGUUGAGACAUUUUUCACAAGUACAUUUUCAUUAUAUAUAUAUUAACUUUUUAUUAGAUUUAUUAUUGUUUAUUAGUAGGUAACUAUAGUACUAGAAUAUAUUCUAUUAGAAAUUUAAAUAUUUAAUAUUAAAAAUAUAUUAAUAAAAGAUCUGAUUUCAUAAUAUUUUAAAGAUAUUUUAUUUGUGAGAUAAAGGUAUUCAAUUUAAUAUAAUCUAUCUUGAACUAUAAAACGUGAAAAAUAUUUAUAAAUAUUUAUAUAGUAGGAAUUCGAUUAUUCAAGUUUUGCAAUUAAAAAAUUUCUAUUUUAUAGAAAACGGGGAAAAGCAUUCAAAAAUAAGUUACGUCUGUCGCAUUACGUUUAAAAAAAUUGUGUAAAUAUAUUUUAUUUGAAUCAUUUUAAUUCAAAUCAAUUUAUUCAGUUUCUUUGUUUUAAGUGAAUUGCUGAAUUAUUCUAUUUGUUACAACGUUUUUCAGCAAUAAGAGUUCAGGUACAUAAACUACUUCGUAGAACUAUUUGAUCUCUCUAUUGCAUAAUUAUAGUGCCAAUUUAUUUGUAAAAAUAUAGAUAUGUAUAUGUAUCCGUCUGUUAUAGCAAAUAUUAAUAAAGCUGUUGUUUACAAAA
This is a messenger RNA of Solenopsis invicta (red fire ant), 3239 nucleotides long. RefSeq names its product fukutin-related protein. Gene Ontology annotation, cellular component: Golgi apparatus. Gene Ontology annotation, biological process: protein O-linked glycosylation via mannose. The transcript is spliced from 5 exons. The record is from RefSeq and is a predicted model, not a curated record. The coding region runs from base 678 to 2171 and encodes 497 amino acids. Lineage: Eukaryota; Metazoa; Arthropoda; Insecta; Hymenoptera; Formicidae.